ACCGCUCGGAGCCCCUCCUCCCACGCUCCGGCGCCCCAGCUGCCUAGGCUGUCGGGUCCCCUCCCACAGCCCCCAGAAGACUGCUUUGCGUUGCUCAGGGGCCGAGGGCGCGCGUGACUCUCGUACUCAAUGUGAAGGGUGUGCCUCCGCAGCCGAGGGCGUAGAAGUGGGGACGCUGCAUCCUCGGGGCCGCUGCACUCGCUUUCCCUUCGUUGUCGCGAACUCAGUCCGCCCGGGAGGCACCCCGUGACCGGUGCGAUGAGUGCCAACGAAGACCAGGAGAUGGAACUGGAGGCAUUGCGUUCCAUUUAUGAAGGAGAUGAAAGUUUCCGGGAAUUAAGUCCAGUUUCAUUUCAAUAUAGGAUAGGUGAAAACGGUGAUCCGAAAGCCUUUUUAAUAGAGAUUUCCUGGACAGAAACCUAUCCCCAGACCCCUCCAAUCAUAUCUAUGAACGCCUUUUUUAACAACACCAUAUCAUCAGCUGUAAAGCAGAGCAUCUUAGCCAAGUUACAGGAGGCAGUGGAAGUUAAUCUCGGGACUGCCAUGACGUACACGUUGUUCGAAUACGCCAAGGACAAUAAGGAGCAGUUCAUGGAGAAUCACCAUCCCAUUCAUUCUGCUACAUCCAUAAGCAAUAUCAUCUCAACUGAAGCUCCAAACACAGCCCCAUCCAGUAAGAAAAAAGACAAAAAAGAACAACUUUCAAAAGCCCAGAAACGUAAGCUAGCAGAUAAAACAGAUCACAAAGGAGAACUUCCUCGAGGAUGGAACUGGGUUGAUGUGGUGAAGGUAUAUAAUAUUUAUAAUCCAGUCUUCAAAAAAUUGUUACAAUCAUUGCCUUCUAAUAACAAAAUUUGUAUCUUCUAUUUUCUCCCCGUCAACCUUUGGAUUUUACGUGGAUGUCUGUUUCCUUUUUCACAUUCAGCAUUUAAGCAAAACUGGCUCUAAAGAUGAUGAAUAGUUCUUGGAAUUUGAGACGAGGGAAGCGCAUCCCUUAAAAAAUAAACGGGGUUCAGAAUCUUUCAUUACUCUUUUCUGGAAUUGAGGUGACUUUUUAUAAAACAAUUUUUUUGUAUGUUUCUUAUGUAAAAAGAAAUGUUUUAAGCUGAACGUUCAUGAAGAGAUCUGGUUGUGUUAAAUUAUUUUCACAAACUUGCCUUAAUAAAAGGUGAACAUUACUACUGUUUAGUAUGCUCUGGAAGCCAGUUGGGCUUUGUAAAUGGACACAUAUGAGCAAUUAUAAAUAAUGUGCUAAUUUAUAUAAUCUGAUUCUAGUGGAUGUGGUUUUUUUAAAGGAAUAUGAAGCCCUUUUCAGUGCUCAUCUCGAUGGAGGGAAUUCUGAGUGAGCAGUGAGUCCAGCAUGUGAUCCAUGUCAGUAGGCUUCUCGUCUUUUAAGUCCUCAUCUGUUCUUUCUCUUAAUGACUGAAGCAUAAAUUGCUUCAGAGAAAUUUAAAUACUAGAAUUUGAACUUUAUACAUACUAUUUGUAGUUCCUUUUUAUUUUUCAAGGGUGAACUGCUUUUUAAUAAAUGAGUAUUUGUUUAUCCAUUUCUCUUGGUUUGGGUCAUGACGUUUGAUCACAGAGCUUUCAUGGUAUGUGGAAGAGGAGAAAGAAAAAAACCCAAAUCUGCCAAAUACAUUAGAAAGCAUUUGAACAGAAGUGCUGUUUCCUAUUUAAAACAUUUCUCUUUGCUACAUAUACCAAGGUGGGGAUAAAAGAUGCCUUAAUAUUUAAUUUUUUAUGUUACUAGAGACAGUGGUUUUAAUAAAUUCCUAUUUAUCUGUCAUUGUAUAUUUUUAGUUGUUUGGUAACAGUUCUUCUAAACGUUUUAAUAGAAAAUCAUAUUUCAAGCCACGUUUGUUUUCGAGUAUCCAAAUAUAUGUCUCAGGAGUUCCCACUGUGGUGCGUGGAAACGAAUCUGACUAGGAACCAUGAGGUUUUGGGUUUGAUCCCUGGCCUUGCUCAGUGGGUUAAGGAUCUGGCGUUGCCAUGAGCUGUGGUGUAGGUCGAAGACUUGGCUAGGAUCUAGCAUUGCUGUGGCUGUGGUUUAGGCCGGCGGCUACAGCUCUGGUUAGAUCCCUAGCCUGGGAACCUCCAUAUGCCAUGUGUGUGGCCCAAAAAAAGCAAAAAAACAAAAACAAAUAUAUGUCUCAGCCCAAAUGGACAUAGAAGUCUUUUAAAUGCUGAAGCUAUAGUACAUGCUUAAUUAUUUUUUAAGUCAUUCAUAGAGGAAACUGUUAGUGUAGUGUUAUCAGGAAGUUAUUGAUGUGUAUGUGUGGUUUAUGGUGAUUCUGUAUGUGCUCCCAGCUUCAAAAACCCUUAGAACUACUGUUGUGGUGUCUGGAAGGGUCAGUUGUUGGUUCUUCAAAUUAUACCUGUGCAGCCUGGGUCUGAGUUUUUAAAGAAUAUUUAACUAAGAGGUUUCCUUAGCAAAAGGAAGUUUGAGUUGUAUCCUGGGUUUUUGCUAGGUUAACAUUGGCUUCAGUUAAAUCGUUUGAAUUAUAAAGUAAGUAUAAUUACGGUGAAGAACUUCAGUCUCAUUUUUAAAUGCUGAAUCCCAUUUUAUUUCUUGAAUUAAUGGUAGGUCAAAAUUCAGGACCCCUGGAAUAUGCCAGCUUUGGUUUGGGGGUUGUGUGUGUUUUUGUUAUGUUGAUUUGUUUGCCUGAUUUUUAACGGAACUGAAACCACUAGAUCUGCCAGUGGAGGAAAAUGCUUUGCUCUGAAGAUUCUGCAAUUGUUCAGGUGUAUCGUGGUUCAUAGAUUACAAAGAAUAAUGCUAGUUAAAUGCCAAUGAACUAUUUUUACUCUUUUUAUAUGAAAUGUACAAAAUUUGGGGGGUGAUGGUGGCAGUGGUGCCUCUUAUACUACCUGAUGUAAAACACUUGAACGUUCCCAUCAAUAUUGCCAUCAUCUGUUUAAUACUCCCAGUAUAUUUUCUCAAAGUCUGUUUACUUAAAAUUGUAUGGAAUGACAUAAUAAGCAAUAAAAUCUGAAUUACACACAGUGA
Sus scrofa (pig) is the source of this 3007-nucleotide messenger RNA. Lineage: Eukaryota; Metazoa; Chordata; Mammalia; Artiodactyla; Suidae. The record is from RefSeq and is a predicted model, not a curated record.